This is a messenger RNA of Lampris incognitus (smalleye Pacific opah), 5657 nucleotides long. It is a transcript of the gene abcc5, whose product is annotated as ATP-binding cassette, sub-family C (CFTR/MRP), member 5. The coding region runs from base 243 to 4478 and encodes 1411 amino acids. Gene Ontology annotation, molecular function: ATP binding; ATP hydrolysis activity; ABC-type transporter activity. The transcript has 30 exons. Lineage: Eukaryota; Metazoa; Chordata; Actinopteri; Lampriformes; Lampridae. The record is from RefSeq and is a predicted model, not a curated record. Gene Ontology annotation, biological process: transmembrane transport. Gene Ontology annotation, cellular component: membrane.
AAUGUAGUUUUUAUUGGGGGCUUCCGCUGUAUCCCGGCGGUUUCCGCGGGGUUUGUAUAGAACUACAUCUCCCGCGCUGCAUGCCGGGAGCCGCUGGUCCCCCGCAGCCCGAUAAAGAAGUUGUUUUCCCUGCGAUGCUGCUGAAGGAAACCCGGCUGAGGAAGGAGGCGCAGCCAUAGCAGCACCGGGUUCUCCAGCUGAAGAAGGGUGAAAGGUCACAGCUCCUAUGUUGGUGACGGAAGAUGAGAGGACAUGACUCUGGCAGGGACGAGCGGGGGUCGGUGUCCUCCUACCGGCUGGCACCACCACACAGCGAGACUUCACCAGACGCCGAGGUCCAGGAUGCGUUGGAGACGGCGGGCCGGGCCGAAGGCGGCCUGUCUCUGGUCCAAAAUGGAAAACAUCGAGAGGACGAAUCGCCACGCAGCAAAUACCAAGACAGCGUCCGACAGUUUAAACCCAUCCGCAGUACCAGCAAACACCAGCAUCCUGUUGAUAAUGCAGGACUGUUUUCCUUCAUGACAUUUAAUUGGCUGACUCCUCUGGUGGUACACGCCCACAAGAAGAGACAGCUGCUCUUGGAGGAUGUCUGGCCUGUGUCACCAAGGGAGAGUUGCCAUGUCAACCGUCUCAGGCUGACAGCCCUCUGGGAAUCGGAGGUGAGGUUAAAAGGGGACCAGGCGUCUCUCUGUAAGGUGGUUUGGUCUUUCUGUCGAACCCGUCUUCUUCUCUCCAUCCUCUGCCUCACUGUCACCCAGCUGGCCGGCUUCAGUGGCCCGGCCUUUGUGGUGAGGCGCCUGUUGGAAUACACCCAGCGGGAGCAGCCGGACCUCCUCUACGGCCUGCUGCUGGUUCUAGGCCUCCUCACCACAGAGCUGGUGCGCUCCUGGUCUUUGGCGCUGACCUGGGCACUCAACUACCGAACGGGCAGCCGCCUGAGAGCGGCGUUCCUCAGCAUGGCCUUCCAGAAGAUCCUGCGGCUCCGCAGCAUCAGAGAAAAAUCUCUGGGCCAGUUGGUUAACAUGUGUUCCAGCGAUGGUCAAAGGAUGUUUGAGGCAGCAGCGGUGGGCAGUCUGUUAGCAGGGGGCCCUCUGGUGGCCGUGCUGGGCAUGGCAUACAACCUCUUCAUACUGGGACCAACUUCACUGCUGGGUUCUGCUGUAUUCAUUUUAUUCUACCCAACCAUGAUGUUUAGUUCCAGGCUGACUGCUUAUUUCAGGAGGAAGGUAGUUGCUGUCACAGACAGACGAGUGCAGAAGAUGAAUGAGAUUCUAAACAACAUCAAGUUCAUUAAAAUGUACGCCUGGGUCAAAGCUUUCUGUCAGGACAUUCGCCGGAUUCGUGAGGAGGAGCAGAAGCUUCUGGAACAGACAGGGUAUUUCCAGAGCAUCACUGUGGGCGUGGCUCCCAUCGUUGUGGUGAUCGCCAGCGUGGCAACGUUCUCCGCCCACAUGCUGCUGGGAUACGACCUGACAGCCGCUCAGGCCUUUACAGUAGUGACAGUGUUCAACGCCAUGACCUUUGCCCUGAAGGUCACUCCGUUCUCCGUCAAGUCUCUUUCCGAAGGCUCAGUAGCUAUAGAGAGAUUUAAGAGUCUGUUCUUGAUGUCGGAGGUGGAGAUGCUCCGUGCGUCUCCUCAGGACCCCUGUGUUGUAGUAGAGAUGAGGGAUGUCAGCCUGGCAUGGGAGAUCAGCGGGCCGAGCGUCCAGUCGUCCCCUCGGGUCACGCCGGCCAUCGACGCCACAGCCAGAAACAGCAGGAGGGAAAAGUGUGCAGACAGACGGGUCCUGCAGGAGGAGGUGAGAGGGAGUCUGCUGUGUGGAGGAGAUCUAGCAUCUGACCCAGAGGAGGAGGAGGAGGAGGAGUCUCCCCACCUGCCCCCCCUCCCUGUCCCGCGCCUCCAUAGCACCCUACACUGCAUCAACCUAACCAUCCAACAGGGGAAGCUGGUUGGGGUGUGUGGGAGUGUGGGGAGUGGCAAGACUUCCCUCAUCUCAGCCAUUUUAGGACAGAUGACUCUUCUGGAGGGACGUGUGGCUGUCCGGGGAGACUUUGCCUACGUUUCCCAGCAGCCCUGGAUCCUCAACGCCACGCUGAGAGACAACAUCCUGUUUGGAAAAGAAUACCAGGAAGACAGAUACAAGUGUGUUGUAAGUGCUUGCUGUCUGAGACCGGAUCUGGCCCUGCUCCCAGACUCUGACCUCACUGAGAUCGGGGAACGAGGGGCCAACUUGAGUGGCGGGCAACGCCAAAGGGUGAGCUUGGCCCGGGCCCUCUACAGUGACCGGGACAUCUACAUCCUGGACGACCCCCUGAGCGCCCUCGAUGCCCAUGUCGGAAACCACAUCUUCAACAAUGCCAUCAGGAAACAACUCUGCAACAAGACCAUCAUCUUCAUCACUCACCAGCUCCAAUACCUGGUAGACUGUGAUGAGGUCAUCCUGAUGAGGGAGGGCAGUAUAGUGGAGCAGGGUAACCAUGACGACCUGAUGAGUCUGAAUGGCGAUUACGCCGCCAUGUUUAACAACCUUCAGCUGGGAGACACGCCUUAUAUUGAGGCUCCGGGUAGGAAGCAGGGCGGCUCUCAGAGGAAACCAGCCGAGACCAAGUCCGGCUCCGUGAAGAAGGACAAACCAACCAGUCAAGACAACGGUCAGCUGGUGGAGGAGUGUGGGCGGGGCGCAGUUUCCUGGCAGGUGUACAGCGCCUACAUGAGGGCAUGUGGAGGUCCUGCAGUCUGUCUGUUCAUCCUGCUGCUGUUCCUCCUCAACGUGGGGAGCACCGCCUUCUGCCACUGGUGGCUCAGUUACUGGAUCAAACAGGGCAGCGGGAAUACCACAGUGUUGGUAGGUAACAGCUCUGUUCUGAGUGACAGCAUGAAGGACAAUCCCAUGAUGCAUCAGUACACCGCUGUCUACGCCUCCUCCAUGGGCAUCAUGCUGCUGCUCAAACUCCUGCGAGGCGUCGUCUUCGUGAAGAGCACGUUGAGGGCCUCCUCCAGGCUCCACGAGGAGGUCUUCCAGAAGAUUCUACGGAGUCCCAUGAAGUUCUUUGACACAACGCCAAGCGGACGUAUCCUGAACCGCUUCUCCAAGGACAUGGAUGAAGUUGAUACUCGUCUACCGUUCCAGGCGGAGAUGUUUAUUCAGAAUGUGAUCCUGGUCUUCUGCUGUCUGGCUGUCAUCAGCUGUGUUUUCCCAUGGUUCAUGGCGGCGGUGGGUCCCCUGGUGCUGUUCUUUGCGUUGCUCCAUGUGGUGUCGCGUGUUUUCAUCCGUGAGCUAAAGCGUUUGGACAACGUGACACUGUCACCCUUUGUGUCUCAUAUCACCUCCAGCAUCCAGGGCCUGGCCACGCUUCAUGCUUACGGCAGGGGAGCCGACUUCCUGGACAGGUUCCAGGAGCUCCUAGAUCAGAACCAGGCUCCCUUCUACCUGUUCAGCUGUGCCAUGCGCUGGCUGGCUGUGCGUCUGGAUGUCAUCAGUGUGGCGCUCAUCACCAUCACAGCACUCAUGAUGGUCUUGAUGCAUGGGCAGAUGCCCCCUGCAUACGCUGGCCUGGCCAUCUCCUACGCUGUGCAGUUGACAGGUUUGUUCCAGUUCACAGUGCGUUUGGCCUCAGAGACGGAGGCUCGCUUUACAUCUGUGGAGCGAAUCCAACACUACAACCAGUCGUUGUCCCAGGAGGCACCAGCCCGAAGGAGGAGCCCCUCCCUCCCAGCAGAGUGGCCCCAGCAGGGGGAGGUGGUGUUUGAGGAGGUGGAGAUGAGGUACCAGCCCAACCUGCCGCUGAUUCUGAAAAGGAUCUCCUGCACCAUCCGACCCAAAGAGAAGGUCGGCAUCGUUGGUCGGACUGGGUCAGGGAAGUCUUCUCUGGGUGUGGUUCUCUUCCGGCUGGUUGAAUUGUGUGGUGGCUCCAUCAGGAUCGAUGGUGUAAAUAUCUGCGACAUUGGCCUGGCCGACCUCCGCAGUAAGCUGUCGAUCAUCCCUCAGGAGCCGGUCCUCUUCAGCGGGACAGUCAGAUCCAACCUGGAUCCCUUUGCUCAGUACGGAGAGGAGCAGGUCUGGGACGCCUUGGACAGAACUCACAUGAAGGACUGUGUGUCCCAGCUGCCUCUGAAGCUGGAGUCGGAGGUGUUGGAGAACGGGGAGAACUUCUCGGUGGGGGAGCGACAGCUCCUGUGUGUUGCCAGGGCUCUGCUCAGACAGUGUAAGGUGUUGAUCCUGGAUGAGGCCACAGCAGCGAUGGACACGGAGACGGACACUCUGAUCCAGGAGACCAUCAGGAACUCCUUCCAGGACUGCACCACCCUGACCAUCGCCCACCGCCUGCACACCAUCCUCAACUGUGACCGCAUCAUGGUGCUCAACCAGGGAAAGGUUGUGGAGUUUGACGAGCCGUCCAAGCUCCUGGCCAAUGAGAAUUCCCGAUUGUCUGCUAUGCUGGCCGCUGUGGAAAACAAGAUCUCUGUGAGAGGAUGAGGAGAGACACGGAGGGAGUGGCCGGAGAGGAGGGAGGAGGGUUCUGGUUUCCGACCAGUUCAGGAUUCAUCCUCCGUCUCACCAUCUCUGAUCCGAUCAGUUAAGAUAGAGACCACGAGUACACCAUGGGAACGAUGCACCAGAUGAGACCAGGACUCUUCCUGCUGGAGGACACUGACAUCAGACCUGGCAGGAGGUCUGGACUCUGAGUCCGAGAACCGCUUCAUGUACUGUAAUGAACUGUACUGUUCUAUACUGUACUUUAAUGUACUAUACUGUACUGUACUGUACUGCGCUGUACUAUACUAUACUGUGCUGUACUAUACUGUACUGUGCUGUACUAUUAUGUACUGUGCUGUACUAUACUGUACUGUACUAUACUGUACUGUGCUGUACUGUGCUGUACUAUACUAUACUGUGCUGUACUGUGCUAUACUGUACUGCGCUGUACUAUACUAUACUGCACUGCGCUGUACUAUAAUGUACUGUACUAUACUGUGCUGUACUGUACUAUACUGUACUGCGCUGUACUAUACUAUACAGUACUGUGCUGUACUGUACUAUACUGUCCUGUACUGUGCUAUACUGUGCUGUGCUGUACUAUAUUGUACUGUGCUGUACUGUGUAGUAACAGACAGAACGUACGUCUGUACAUAUUUGUACAUAGAGACCCUGUGUGAUAUUUACUGCAAACACGCAGACUGGCUUUCUUACACUUGUUCUUAUGCAGCUACAGGAUGUGUGACUCUUUCGUGUGGCGCCGCCCUGGCGGCCGGCCUGGCUGCCUGACGGUCGGUUGCUUUAUUGCGACUCUGGAAGACGUGUCUGUGUAAAUGUCAGUGUGACAGACGUCUUCAUGAUGUUCACCUGUCAACCAAUCAGUUAUUUUUUUUACAUUGAUGACGUGCAGCAGGCCAUAGGCUGCCACGGGGGAAGGGGCGGGGCUAAUUUCAGAUUUUAAUUGUAAAUUGCUCAAAAGCAGCGCUGUUUUGUAAGUGAAGGUGCAUUUAUAAACUUGUAAGGUCGGCCAUCUUUUUUUUAAAGGAAGUUUAAUUCUUUCAUGCGGAGAAGAGUCCUUCUGGGAGUCCUUCUGGGAGUCCUUCUGGGAGUCCUUUGGGUCAAGGCAGAUAUCGGGUGAUGGCAGGUAUCUAGUCUGUCUUUAUUUUACAACAACACCAU